Messenger RNA from Uloborus diversus, 1104 nucleotides. RefSeq lists its product as uncharacterized. Gene Ontology annotation, biological process: negative regulation of DNA-templated transcription. Gene Ontology annotation, molecular function: transcription coactivator binding. The transcript has 6 exons. NCBI's taxonomy places the organism in Eukaryota, Metazoa, Arthropoda, Arachnida, Araneae, Uloboridae. The record is from RefSeq and is a predicted model, not a curated record. The coding region runs from base 193 to 1104 and encodes 303 amino acids.
AGGAAUUCUUGACAUGUUUGUGAAUUUUUGUAUGUAAGUUCGACUGGUCUGGUUGAGUUUGUGUUGUUUUGAGUUUCUGAGCCUCUUCAGUUCCUUGAGUUUUUACGUGUUUGUCAUAUGUGGAUAUGUUUUGAAAAUUGGAAUCAAGAAUUCUUUGUUUUCUUUCAUAUAAUGCCAGGUUUGUUUUGAUCAAUGGAGUCUUUAGAUACCAGAGAUUUGUCUCUCAAAGAGCUUCCUACAAGAGAACUUAAGUUGAAAAGACAUAAGGUUCGCAGAGAUUCUCCAACUAUUCCUCCCAUCCGUCUUAGAUUGAAGAGCAAUGUUUCUCCACUUAAUAGUGAAACUGAAGCAGAAAAAUGCUUCUCAGACAGAUCUGUAUCAUCAUCUCCAGACAGUGUCUCUCAAGAACAUUCUCCUGUUUUAGCAUCUCCAUAUAAAACUUCUACUUGCAUUAGCUCAUCACCUUCAUCCCCUCUUGGAAGUGAAAGAAAUAAUAAUUCAUUUAAUGCUUUUCGUUUUUCCCCUCCCACACCAAAUUUUGAGCAGGAUUAUGAUCAACCAUUAGAUAUGAGUAAAAAACGUCUACAAGAUGCUCAAACAUCCAAUGAAAGUCAAAGUAUUCUUCAACAACAAUUCAGACCAUCUGUGAUAACAUGUGCUUCAGCAUUAUUAAGAACUCAAUGUAACUUGACGGAUUCAGCUCAUCAUGUAUGCAAAGCAAAUGUCAGUGACUCCAAUUCUAAUAUUGACAAUGAUACUAGCAAAGCUGAUUUCCAAAACAAUAAAGUGAAUAAUGAAAUAAAAUCUGCAAGACCAGGGCAUCGAAGAGAAAUUGUUUCAGGUUCCUGUGAUCCUGUGAUUGAUGAGCAUUUUCGUCGAUCUUUGGGCAAAGACUAUCAACAGAUCUUUUCAAAAUCUGCACCAAACAGUGUUUCAAUUACAGUUGAUGAUCAUUUUGCUAAAGCAUUGGGUGAUACUUGGCACAAAUUACAGAAAUCAAAAGUAAUUCCAACUGAUUCUGUAUCUAGUGCUCAUACUUCAAAAUCUAUACAAGCUCAAAAGUCUUCACAGUUUCUACAUCAACCUCCAGAAAUUUUGUCUUAA